AUGGGGAACGCGGCGGCGGACGGUGGUCCGCGGGCGCUGCGGGCCCUCAUCGGCUGUCUGCUGGGCGCACUGGUACUGGGCACGCUGGUGGGCAAUGCGCUGGUGUGUCUGGCCGUCCUGCGCUUCCGCCACCUGCGUGCCAAGGUAACCAACUGGUUCGUGCUGUCCCUGGCCGUCUCGGACCUCUGUGUGGCGCUCCUGGUGAUGCCCUGGAAGGCGGUCACUGAGGUGGCUGGCGGCUCCUGGCUUUUUGGCAGCCGCUUUUGUGACACCUGGGUGGCCUUCGACAUCAUGUGCUCCACUGCCUCCAUCCUCCACCUCUGCAUCAUCAGCCUGGACAGGUACUGGGCCAUCGCCAGCCCCUUUCGCUAUGAGCGCAGGAUGACACAGCGCCUCGCUUGUGCCAUGAUAGCCACAGCCUGGGCCCUCUCCAUCCUCAUCUCCUUCGUCCCAGUGCAGCUACACUGGCACAAAGCCAAGGACAGGAGAUAUCCAGGUUCCUGGAGGCCCGGCACACCCCACUGUGAUGUCAGCCUGAACCGCACUUAUGCCAUCACCUCCUCCCUGAUCAGCUUCUACAUCCCUGUGGCCAUCAUGAUCAUCACCUAUACCAGGAUCUACCGAAUUGCCCAGGCACAAAUCCGCCGCAUCUCCACCCUCGAGCGAGCAGGGGGGCAGUGGCCAGCUCCUGGCAAGGAGCCCACCCUCUCCUUGCAGAGUUCCCUCCGCAAGGAGACCAAGGUGCUACAGACUCUCUCCAUCAUAAUGGGAGUCUUUGUUUGCUGCUGGUUGCCUUUCUUCUUACUCAACUGUCUGCUGCCUUUCUGCCAGCCCAAGCUGAAGUCAGACCAUGAAGGACAGUCACCCUGCGUUGGCCAAACCACAUUCAACAUCUUUGUGUGGUUUGGCUGGGCCAACUCCUCGGUGAAUCCAGUGAUCUACGCUUUCAAUGCAGACUUCAGGCGUGCUUUCAGCAACCUCCUGGGCUGCCGGCACUUCUGCUGUGGCACACCCAGAUCCACUGUAGAGAGGGUCAACUUCAGCAAUGAGCUUGUUUCCUGUCACCAUGACACCACCUGCCAGAAGGAAGGAGCUGCCUCAUCAUCAGUAGCCCCCACUGCUGUCACUGCCUGGGUGCAGCCCAUACAUCAUGCCAAAAACCCUCAGAGAGAGCACAGCAGUAAGGAGAUACAUAUGGUGAAGACAUCUGUGGCUUCUCAGACACAGGCUGCCCCUGACAGCAGCCCCAAGACUCAUCAGAUGCCAGCUAUUUUACAAUCGUAUUGUGAGGCAGAGCUAUCCUUGGAAACUGUUGUCCCCUGUACAGGGCUUGGUUGUUAUGAGGGACCCCAUCACCCUGUUCCAGAAGAAUAAGUGAUUAUAACUCAUCACACAGGGUGAGUUCACUCUGCCUCCGUGUGAACUAUGCCUAUUCCUCAGCAAAGUCCUGCCCCAGAGGGAUGAGAGCCUGCUGCUCUUACACCAGAGGGGUGAUGGGCAUGUGAAGUCCAUUCCAAAAGCACAUAGCUGCCAUAUGUUAGCUCUUCCCAUGGCCACCUUCACCCCUUACUGGUUUUCAUAGCCAGUAGUCAUUUUCUAUGCAUUAGCUCACCCUCAUUCUUCAACCAAAUGUGAUAUUUACUUAGAAUAGUGAAAGAAUUAGAUAAAUAAAAGCAACUCAUAGUUUGAGACUAUUACAUAAUUUCAUAUUGACAAGUUAGAUUUAGCUUCAUCACUAAAACCCAUUUCCCCCCCCUUUCAUGGUUUCACAUCAUACAUGUACAUAGUUCUGUUGGAUUUUACUCCUGUGCUUAUUUUAAAGCUGCAUGUGUGGAUUUACACAUUUGAAUCUGUGUUUAUGGUCUUAAAUAAAAAUUCCUGUAU
Messenger RNA from Dryobates pubescens (Downy woodpecker), 1884 nucleotides. Its product is annotated as D(1)-like dopamine receptor. Gene Ontology annotation, molecular function: G protein-coupled receptor activity. Lineage: Eukaryota; Metazoa; Chordata; Aves; Piciformes; Picidae. Gene Ontology annotation, biological process: adenylate cyclase-activating adrenergic receptor signaling pathway. The transcript has a single exon. Gene Ontology annotation, cellular component: membrane. The record is from RefSeq and is a predicted model, not a curated record. Bases 1 to 1374 code for a protein of 457 amino acids.